AUGAGCCGAAAUUGAUUGAUGUUUGAAACUCGACUGGUCUGUACGCAGUGCUCGAUGAAUUCGGAGACAGCUAGGUUCCUUGCCUGCAAAGACGCCUCCAGCAUAGAUACAUCCCGAAUGAAACCGCUACCUCUGACGCAUUGAGUUUGGCAUUGAUUGAUGUAGCAUCGACGGAACGCAAUCGCUAUCCAGUCCGACUCACGCCCCUCAGAAUGUCGGGUAGUCAAGAUGCCGAUGAGUCGCGGCGGCGAUAUGGCACACCGUUCUCCAAUGCACGACCAAUUCCCACCAUCCAAAAGUAUCGUGCUGAACAGCAAGCCCGAGAAGCUAGCGCUGCUCAGCAAAGCUUCCACCCAAGCACAGCCGACCACGACACACCAGAUGCUGAUACAAAACCGUCGGCCACCCGCACUGUGGCCGCCGAGACACAAGCGAAUCAAGACGUUGCCGAUCAUGGUGAGGCUAACAACGAUAGCGGAGGUGAUCUAAAGGAUGCAGUCGACACCUCAGAGGGUACCUUGGGCCCGCAGGAUCCUAAGAAGAAAAGAAAACAGGUCGCAAAACGCAAUGAGGGCGCAGAGCGUGAAGUCACCGACCCCGUCACACAUCUUCCGGUCAAGAUUUCCGACUUUACCCAGCAUGCACUCCAGGAGAUUGAAGAAAACCCUCCAUCGUUUGGAUCGACUCUGAGGACUGCAACCGGACUAAGUAACAAACAAAAGUCGCUCGGGCAGCUGCGGGACGAGACCCGCGAGAUGCAAGAUGGCCUUGACUCUAUGAACAUGCUAUUCCCGCCGCCACACUACGAAGAACUCCGCAUUCAGAUCAUCGAUGUUCUCAAGAGAGUAGUCACAGUGGGUCUGCUGGGAUGCACGCUCAUCAUCACGCUAGCUUUGACAGCGGAGCGAUUUGUCCCAGACCUAGCAAAAUCGACUCCUUUGUUCGGGUUGAGCAUGUGGUUGGUCCUUGGUACCGGCAGUUGUGUUGCAAUACUUUUCUUGAUAAGUACAUUGCGGGCUUGGAUGGCCAAUCGCGUGCGAGACAUCUGGGCCUCGCAGAUCUGGGAGGCGAAUCGUCAAAGCACAAUCAGAGAUGCCAAAGCACGGGAGACGGAGUCAGUGGCCUGGCUGAACUCGCUCGUCAGCUCUGUCUGGCCACUGAUCAACCCGGACUUAUUCACGAGUGUAGCUGAUAUGCUUGAGGAUGUUAUGCAGGCAUCAUUACCAGGCAUUGUUCAAAUGGUCGGCGUGGAAGACAUUGGCCAAGGCAGCGAAGCGCUUCGCAUUCUAGGCAUUCGCUGGCUGCCCAGUGGAGCAGCAGCGCGAUCUGUUGGCCCAGAUGGCAAUCUCAAUUCCGAGGAUGAGAAGGUUGGUAGCAAGAACCAAGACUCACCGCCUACGAAGAGCCACGAAUCGACCAAGUCUGAGAGCUCUAGAGUUCCCGUCGAAGAGGAGCCAGCCGAUGGAGGUCCCUCAGAAGCUCAGGUAUCAGGUGGCAUGGAAGCAGAGGAAGGCGAUUUCAUCAAUCUCGAAGUGUCUUUUGCCUAUCACGCUCGACCUCCCACAUCGCUGCAAGACCGCUCCAAGGAUGUGCACAUGGUACUCGCAUUUUAUCUCCCCGGCAACUUGAAGAUUCCCAUAUGGGUCGAUGUCCGGGGCGUCGUCGGUCUUGCUCGCUUGCGACUUCAGCUCACGCCAGAUCCGCCAUUCUUUGCACUUUGCACUCUGACAUGUCUAGGCCAGCCGAAAGUUGACAUCAGCUGCAUUCCCUUGAUAAAGUAUGGACCAAACAUCAUGGCUCUGCCGCUCAUCAAGAACUUUGUGCAGAGCUCCAUAGAUGCGGCCAUGUCUGAAUAUGUGGCUCCCAAAUCGCUUACUCUGGACCUCAAAGACAUGCUGGCUGGCGAUGACUUCAAGAAGGAUACGACUGCAAGAGGUGUAUUGGUAGUCGAUAUUAAAUCCGGACACGACUUCCGAUGUGGUGAUAUUGCGAUACCGUUGAUUCGCAAAGCUGGCGCAGACCCGUACGUAUCUGUAGGAUAUGCAAAGUUUGGCAAGCCGCUAUGGUCUACACGAGUCUUGAGCAAGGAGAUGAAUCCAGUGUGGCACGAAAGAUGCUAUCUCUUGGUCACGCCGGCAGAGCUUGAUGUUGAUGAGCGAUUACGGGUACAAUUAUGGGACUCGGACCGUUUCACCGCAGAUGACGACUUGGGCCGAAUUGAAGUCGACCUCAAGAACAUAAUGAGGUCAGAUGAAAGUAACGGCAAAAUGUGUGAUCGUGUAGAUGGUUUCCGAGCGCUCAAGGCAGGCGAAGAGAUGCCAGGCAAGCUCAAAUGGAGUGUUGGAUACUUUUCCAAAACAAGGCUCCAGCAAUGUCAAUACGAAGCACAAGACUUUGAUUCCGAGAUCAGAUCCAAGCAGCAGCUGGAAGAAAAGGUGGAACACAUUUCCAAAAGAAAACUACGGGAAGCGCAGAUCAAGAAAGGUCGACAUGCCAAGACAGACGAAGAACUGCAGCAAAUGAGAGCACAGGAGUUGAAGAACUUUCAGGACGCGAUGACGAUCUCCGCGCCGCCGCCUGAUGGCUUCCCUUCUGGUAUUCUUGGGAUCCAAAUUCACCAAAUCACUGGUCUUGAGUUGUCAAACAUCAGCAAGUCUCACGUGAACACGACGGCAGCGGAUCGAGAGGAGACAGAAGACGGUGACGACUUACCCUCCGCGUACUGUAAUAUCAUCAUCAACCACAACAAGGUCUACAAGACCCGCUCCAAGCCCAAGAAUGCUCGCCCGUUCUUCAAUGCCGGCACUGAGAGAUUCAUCGCCGACUGGCGGACGGCCGAGUUGUUCGUUGCCGUGCGCGACCAAAGAGUCGGAGAGGACGAUCCUCUAUUGGGAAUCGUUCAUCUUCCAUUGGAAACCGUCUUUGCGAAACGUUCCCAGAUCAACGAGUACUACCCGUUGGUCGGCGGCGUGGGUUAUGGCCGUGUGCGAAUAUCUUUGAUCUGGCGGAGCGUCCAGCUCCAAGAGCCGGAGAGCCUUCUGGGAUGGGACUAUGGCACGCUCGAAAUCCAGCCGGGUAUCUCGACCACAGGAAUUCCAGAACGUCUAAGAGACAUGGAUGUCAAAUUAUACACCAAUCUGUCCAGCGGCAAGAUGCGUCCUGGUGAAGGGUCGUCGAUCUGGAAGACACGGAAAGGCAAUAGUCUCAAACUUGCCGUGCGCCAACGUUACAGCAGUUGUCUUGCAAUACGGAUCAAGCAUAAGACACUAGGCAAAGACGGUACUCACGCGUUCGCCAUACUUUGGCUAAACGCCAUCCGGGAUGAUGAGGAGGAAGAGAUCACCCUGCCAAUGUGGACCGGCGAUUUCGCGCGUGCGAAAGCAUGUAGCCUGGAUGACUGCGGCGAGAAGAUCGGCAGCAUCAAACUCAACGUCAAAUUCUGGAGCGGUAUGGGGAGUGCACACGGCUCUUGGGCACACAAAGAUCCUAACUUGCGCAAUGUUCUCGAAGUUCUGAAUGUGGCACAAGAUCAUCUUGAUGAUCAGAAAGCAGAACGAGAAGCAGGCAUAGUCGGUGGCGAACCACAAUCGAGUUCGGAUGAGGAUGACUCCGAUACCUCCGAGUCGGACCGCGGCGAGGAUGACGAGAACGACAGUGGCGAGAAACCCGACGGCUCUCAAAGUUAUACUAUUAUCGAUCAGAUGCGGGACUACAAGAAGGAUGCCAAACAGAAGCAGCGUCAACAUCGAGGAGUGAUGCAAUACAAGGUACGCCCGUCCUGUUCUUAGCCCCGAUCGGAGAAGGAGGUCUUUUGACAAAAUGCUAACAUUCUCGUAGGCUCCUCGGACCGCUCAAUGGGCGCUGCGCAAGGCUGAGCGUGUCGAGGCUAAGAUCGGAUCGAUCUUC
Molecule: messenger RNA, 3906 nt
Organism: Dissoconium aciculare CBS 342.82
Lineage: Eukaryota; Fungi; Ascomycota; Dothideomycetes; Mycosphaerellales; Dissoconiaceae
Exons: 5
Coding region: 213-3788 (1191 amino acids)
Molecular function (GO): lipid binding
Source: RefSeq, a predicted model, not a curated record